GUUCCGAAGCCGGAAAACACUACGAGGGACAAGGUGCAACCAAGUGGCUCCACGAAUCGGGAUUAAAACUUCCAAAGAUGAUGCGUGAUAUGUUUGUUAGCUUAUGUAAGAAAACAGAUUGGGAUCCGGAAAAAAUGGAAAAAAUGGAAACAGUGGGUCAUAUUCAUGGUGGUCUAGUUUUAAUGAUUAUGACGCUGGAUCUUCCAGCUGGUUACGUAACUCGUAUUAAUAAAAGCGAACUCUAUCGCAUACCAGAAGAUAUCGAGUCCUUUAAUGAUGCAAUAGAAUUGAUUACAGCAGUUUGGAAGAGUAAGAUGCGAGUUGUCAAUACGAUGGCAUUAUUAAAUAACACAGAAAAAGAUGUCAUUGUUGAUCGUCUGAGGAACGUGUCGACAAUUAAAAGAAAUAGGAAUAAUCGCACUAAUCAAAUCAAAAAAAUUCUUCCAGAGAAUCAAACUACACCAGAAAAGGCUCAGAAAAAAGAUU
Messenger RNA from Diversispora eburnea, 486 nucleotides. Lineage: Eukaryota; Fungi; Glomeromycota; Glomeromycetes; Diversisporales; Diversisporaceae. The record is from the annotation of a GenBank genome assembly.